AUGGCAGAUGAUUAUGAUCGAUCAGUAGAAUAUUUUCUUAAUCAAGUUCGUGUUGGACAUUUACCAUAUGGCAUAACUACUAAAGAAGUAUCUGCGUUCUUUGAACGAUUUGGUCCUAUUAUAAAUUUAUUUUUAAAACGUCGUAUAUCGAGAGAUUCAUCUGUUUUCUUAUCUCAUCCAUAUGCAUUUAUUGUUUUUGAUAAAUCAGAUAGUGUUGAUCAAGUAAUGGCUGCACGACCAUUUUUUAUGGGUGAUUGUCAGCUAUUUGUACGACGUUGCUUGCCAAUCACACGAAAAUAUCCAUAUGAAGCAUUUCUUACCGUUAAGAAAAUACUCAUACGUACUGAAUCAGAAAAGAACGAUGAAAUAUUACCUGAUGAUAAAACAAUUAUUGAAUAUUUAACAGCAGCCAAUGGUAAAAUUGAAUAUUUUGAAAGACUUGACAAUAAAACUGUCUUAGUUCAAUUUGAUGAUUAUGAUCCUGUUGAUAUAUGUUGUCUUUCAAGACCUCAUUUGAUUAAAAAUCAACCAGUUGAAAUUGAAAAAUGUAGUGAUGAAGAACAAGCUCGUCUUAGAAUUGAAUUUCAACAAAAAUCACAUUCUGUUUCUACUGAACUUUCUUCCACUUCAAUUGAAUCUGAUAUUAAUGAUCAAACUAUGAACACUAGUUCAUCAACACCAACUUUAUCAAUUGAUAAUCAAAUUACACAACUUCGAUCAGCAUAUAACGAUAUAACAAAUCAUUUAGAACGGCAACAUGAACAACUCGUAGCUUCAUUGUCAUCUGAAUGGGAACAAACAGCAAAAGAACGUAUUCGUCUUCAACGUUUAACAUUAGAUUAUAAACAAGAAUAUGAACGACUUACAAAAGAAAAUCGUCAAUGGCAAAAAUUAUUUAGUGAUAGUCUUCGAGAAAAACCAGAUGUUCAAAAUGAAGGUGAACGUAAAUUGCAAGAAGCAUGUAGAAAAACUUCAAUAGCAAUGACAAAAUAUAAUGAGUUGAUAAAAAAUACUCAAUAA
Molecule: messenger RNA, 1020 nt
Organism: Rotaria sp. Silwood2
Lineage: Eukaryota; Metazoa; Rotifera; Eurotatoria; Philodinida; Philodinidae
Source: the annotation of a GenBank genome assembly